This is a messenger RNA of Larimichthys crocea (large yellow croaker), 6279 nucleotides long. RefSeq names its product double PHD fingers 1 (gene dpf1). The transcript is spliced from 12 exons. Gene Ontology annotation, biological process: nervous system development. Lineage: Eukaryota; Metazoa; Chordata; Actinopteri; Sciaenidae. The record is from RefSeq and is a predicted model, not a curated record. The coding region runs from base 176 to 1402 and encodes 408 amino acids. Gene Ontology annotation, cellular component: nBAF complex.
CAAGUCCGAGGCGGGACUGUGGUCUACUUAAACCGCUACCCCCGCUGGUAUUUGUAGUGCGCUCCUCCUCGUUAUGUCUCAUGUUGACAUGGGUUAAAAAACUACACUUCCCCAAAGCUGUCACAGAGCGCUCCCUCCUCCCAUUGGCUGCUCGCUCCAGCCGCAGCCCCAGAGAAUGAAUGAAAUUGAAAUAGCUGCUACAUUACAUGUACAAUACCGGGCUCUGCAGUGUUGCAUUCUAUCAUACUAUAUCAAAAUGGCCACAGCGGUACAGAACCCCCUCAAAUCGCAAUCUGGAGGUGCAGUCAUCAAGAACAGUCUUGGUGAGGAGUUCUAUAAGGAGGCCAUUGAACACUGUCGCAGCUACAAUGCCCGCCUGUGUGCUGAGCGCUCCAUGCGUCUCCCCUUCCUGGACUCCCAGACCGGCGUGGCCCAGAGCAACUGUUACAUCUGGAUGGAGAAGAACCACCGUGGACCAGGUCAUGCUCCAGGUCAGUUGUACACAUAUCCCGCUCGCUGCUGGCGCAAGAAGAGGCGGCUAAACAUCCUGGAAGACCCGCGGCUUGUACCGAUCGAGUUUAAGAUCGACUAUGAAGCCUCCCUAAAGAAGGAGGGGGGCAUCCCAGACGGUCCCGUGUUGGAGUCGCUGCUCGCCGGGGAAACCCUGGACAAGAAGGUAGAAACCAAGGAAGAAGAGCCUAUGAGCGAGUGUCAGAAGCUGCUCGUCGGGGAUUUCCCUCAUGAGCUGGAGGUGGACGAGAUGGAGGAAGACGUCCCGAAGCGCAAGAACCGUACCAAAGCACGGGCCUAUGGUGUUGGGGGCAUGAGGAAGAGACAAGAGCCGCCUGCCAUCGAAGACAGAGACAAGCCUUACGUCUGUGACAUCUGUGGAAAGCGCUAUAAGAACCGCCCAGGGCUGAGUUAUCAUUACACUCACACACACCUGGCAGAUGAGGAGGGGGAAGAAGAUUCUGAGCGGCACACACUACCCUUCCAGCGCAAGAACAACCACAAGCCCAAGAAAGCACCAGACGGCUCAGUGAUCGCCAACGGCUACUGCGACUUCUGCCUCGGAGGCUCAAAGAAAACAGGCUGUCCUGAAGACCUUAUCUCCUGUGCGGACUGUGGACGCUCAGGCCACCCGUCCUGUCUGCAGUUCACAGUGAACAUGACGGCUGCGGUGAGGACUUAUCGCUGGCAGUGCAUCGAGUGCAAGUCCUGCAGUCUGUGUGGCACCUCUGAGAACGACGACCAGCUGUUGUUCUGUGAUGAUUGUGACAGAGGCUACCACAUGUACUGUCUGAGCCCUCCCAUGUCUGAACCUCCAGAGGGGAGCUGGAGCUGUCAUCUGUGUCUGAGACAACUGAAGGAGAAGGCCUCGGCCUACAUCACCCUCACUUAAUCUGCGGAGCUACGCCUCAUCCUCUCGGCCCUUCAUCCUCUCCCAAACCACCUCUCCGUCACCCCUCUCUUUGUGCCUCUGCCCCCGACCCCCCCUCCCGCCCCUUCACCCUUCUACUCUGAUCCACUCGCCACCACUUCCUCUACAAUCUGCCCCCCCCUCCCCGCCCUGGUGACCUUUGACACAACUGAGCACACAGCACCCGUAGCGCUGCACCCAUUCUUGAACGUCCGUCCGGCGGCGAGGCCAACCUCCGUCUUUUUGUGUCACUCACAUUCCGAGAUGUGCUUGACCUGACUACUCCCGCCACCCACACCCCUCUCUCCUGCUCUGUCUCAACAGAGGAAUUCAUCAGCUGGCAAUAAGUUUGCUAGCGAGACACACACUCCAGCCUGCCAAGGGCACUUCAGAGGCAUACUACUCCACAGGAACCCUCUUAAGGGCCCUCGGAAGAGCCCUAAUGAUCUUCAGCUGCAACUCAGUCAAGUAGUGAGUGAGAAUUAAUAAGAUGGAUAGGUGUUAGGUCGAGGACAGGGCAUGGAAGACCCUGGAUAACCAUGGAGCAGUAUGUUUCAGUGUUAGCCAACUGUGAAAUAUACACCUAACCAAAAUUUCAUUUACUCCCUCUGUCCUUUUCCGUGUAUGGCAGAGCUGAGACGUUGAACUCUGCGCUCUGCGCUCUGAGCUCUGAUUUGUCUGCAGGGCGCACUGCCCUGCGCAGUCUCAAAGGGGAAUGAGUUGUACAGAAUUCAGACUGAUUCUCUAUUUAUGCACUCUUGAAAAACUCCCCUUACCGACAAACAAUAAGCAGCUGGUCAGGAACUCAGACCGUUUUUUGACCUCACCGUGUCCUCUCUCCUUGCAUGUGGUUUCCACAAAUGAAUGAUGCAUUUUAGGAUUUGACACUGAGGGUUUUAGUGUUCCGGUGUGAUCCUCGGAUGAGAGAGAGAGAGGUGGAUUUUUUCUCUAAUCAGCUAUCUCUGAUCAAACAGUGUAUUUAAAAAUGACAAUUUAGGCUUAGCAUCGCUCACAAAUCCUUUACCUGACCUUUAUCUGCCCUUCCCUUCCACGAAACAAUGACUGUGAAGCCAAUGCGAGACUGGAACGCUCCUGGUGCUUGGUGUGUAUUAUCUCUGUGUUAAGAAUGUAGGAUUGAUGUGUGGACAAUGCAGAUCUUUGUCUGGCCCAUGCAGAGGCCUAAAAAAACUUAUUUUCUAUGAUUCCUUUUUUAUUUCAUUUUUUUUUCAUUUGCAUGUUCUUAUUUCAAUUGUUUUUAAAGACUUUUGAUUGAAAUUGAAAAAGAAAGCACACUUAAUUCGCAAUAAUGUGUUUGUGAUAUGAACUAUUUUGGCCAAACUGGGUGUGUUUUAAACUCUGUGUGUGCCUGUGUGUCUGUUUGUGUGAGUUUAUCUGAGCACUACAGUAAUUGUAGCCAGCUCCAUGCUUGGUGGUUAUCUGUGAGAGGAUUUGAGUAGCACGAAGGUAAUGUGAAUGUAAGUGAGGUCAGCAUUUUCCCUGUGCAGGCAUUCUGACAGAGGUGGAACAAAGUCAUUGUUUUGCAAGUCACAAGUCACAAGUCUUGGCGUUGGAGUUCAGAGUCAAGGCCAAGAAGUGUUAAAGAUGUAGUUUGACAUUCUGGGAAAUAGAUCCGAAAAUAAAAGUGUAAGAAAUUUACGACUUUACAGGGCUUCAGUGCCAGACUCACUGCAUCCAGCCAAGAAAUAGCCCUUUGUAUUUUACACGGAUUAAAGAAACAAGAUAUAAUGUAAGCUCAUAGAGCUGCUUAUAGGUGGACUUUUUAAUCUUUGCAGCCAUGCUGGCUGUUUCCCCCACUUCCAGUAUUAAUGCUAACCUAAGCUAAACAACUCCUGGCUGUAGCUUCACAUUUAUAAGACAAAUAUGAGAGUAGCAUCAAUCUUCCCAACUAACUCUUGUCAAUAUAUAGUAACUGAGUGUCAGUCCGUCCCAGAUCCCCGUCAGCAUUUUGUACCUGUGGUACAAACACUAACACCUCUCUGAGCUCUGACCUUACAGCCCAGCUAACAAACUGAGCUAACAUUAGCUAACAGCAGCUACAGUUGGCAGCAGUUUACUUCACUCUGUAAAUCACAGAGAGAUGAUGCAGAGAAACCAGAGGACAGCAGAGGCAAAACCAGAAAACAUUUUCUCCAUAAAAUAUGCUACAAAUAUUAUACUUUCACCAAAAUCAGUCAAAUAGUUGCUGGUUUGCAACUUGGUGCCAUAAAGCGUUACAUACUUCUCGUGGGUGAUCAUACCCAGAGCACAAAAUGACAUGAUGAACAGAUGUACGCCUGAUUACAGGUCAGUGUAGCAUUAAAAUGAUUUUAUGGUAGAAAAGUUACAUAAUGUUACUUUAGUUCCAUUUAAGUCUUUAACUACAGAUUAACAUCUGCAUUUAAUAUAAAAGGUUUUUUCCCCUGUCUUUUCUCUCUUUCUGAUUUUACUACAUAACAUGCAGGAGAACAACUCUUGGGAAAAUAUCACCAAACACACUGACUGUGUCGAGGGUCAUUGAUUUUAUGUUUGCAGAGACUCUAAGCUCUUUGUUAGUAGCUUAAAGCAAUACUCAACCCGAAAUGUGUCCUUUCACGAUCAAACACUCUGAAUAGUGGCUUUUAACAGACACCAAACCACUAAUGUAACUUAAUCGUCCACAUUAUUUUUAGAUCUAAACACUCAUGUUAUCACCACAAUCAUUUUUUUGUUGUGGUUGUUUAUUUAUUGGACUCCCCAAAAGUAGUUGUUGCCAAGGCAACACAGGGAUCCGUCUUCAAAUAACUAAAAUACGGCCAAGUACACCGCUUUCUGUUUGACACCGGCUUACAUGAGAACACUCGACUCUUGGUGAGAGUAUCAAAAAGCUCCAGUACAAGUGAAGUCACAAGUCGUUGGUGUUAAAGUCAAAAUCAAGUGUUGAGGUUGAGUCAGCUUGCCGGCUCUGUGUCUGUCUCGCCAAGUGAAACAUGUUGUUUUUAUCACCUCUGUGUCCUGUAAAGCACGAGGACAGCUGUUUAGCGCGAGUGAAAUGUAGAAGAUGUUCUGCUAUCUGCCAGUCUGCUCUGCACGUUCCAAGGCGGUGUAAUAAAUCAGUGCUUGAAGACCAAGCUGAAAUAUUAAGGCUUGAGUUUGUCAUAAUGGGAUUAAUGAAGCCGGACAGCCAGCAUGCAUUUUUGUGAGCUUGCACAAUCUCUUUUUUUUUCCUUUUUAACCCCGAUGCCCAUUAUGUUAUCCUCAACCAGUUUAAAUGGACUUCUCAAGGCGACCCUAAUGAGCACGUUACAAGAUAGAAGUGCUGAUUUGGGAGGAUGUUUUCAACAUUUCUGAAUUGUUUGUUAGUAAAGAGGGGCAUCCAUCCAGUGAUCCGAGAGCUUUAAGCUUGGAGACAAUAGCUGUAAAUAGGGGAUUGAAUUAAGGGCAACAAAUUGCCAUUUCAUACACGACUUCAUUCUUGUACAUAUCAAAGUAUGAAAAAGGUCAAAUUCAAGUUGCUUUGAAUGACACUGAAUCUCAUUUUUAAUGCUGCAUCAUGUCUCCAAAAGGAAACUGGUGAGAUCAGAUGGCCUGUGAGAAUGUACCUGAACUGUAACUGUCUGUCUGUCUGCCAUCUGAUACAGAAAGACACGAGGUGCAAAUACUGUGCUACCCCCUCGAUUUAAUGUAACUCCACUGAUGCAUGAAUGACACCUGAAAUGUUUCUGAUUUCAUAUUUUGAUAUUGUCAGUGUUGUUGUUUUUUUUAAAAACAACGACGAGAACUAACCUUUAACUUCUGUUCAUCUCCUUGUCCGGUUUUGUAAUCUGUGUCUUUUCACAUUUUGCACAGCGUGGCUGCGUUUGGUCUCCGAGUGUGUUUAUGCCUGUGUGUGUGUGUCUGUUUGUGUGUGUGUGUGUGUGUGUGUGUGUGUGUGUGUGUGUGUGUGUGUGUAUAAACACUUAUGAUAACUGGAAGGUCAGAGAUAAGAAAAAAAACUGAACCAAAAUAGUGAAUUAUUCGACAUUUUUUCUUCUCAGUGGAACCACUUGCAUGGCACAGCACUGCUAGAGGAUUGUAAUGUACAGAUUUACAACAAAAGUGUGCUUGAGGGUGCGUUUCUCACAAGGCACUCGGAUAAAGAUGAAUGACGUUUCGUUCUUGUGUGUUAAGUGUUAUAUUUGACAACAAAAGUAGUCUUAUCCAAUCAUUUUUUUAUUUAAAUGUCCAUCAACCAAUGACAGCUAACAUCGAGAUUUUGAAGUGUGUGGAAAUAUUUGGAUGAUGAAAUGGAUGUUGAUGAUUGAAUAUAAUGGAAAUGUUUGUGUGGCGGGUGGACGACGAUGAUGAUGUCAAAGGUGACUGAGAAGCCUUUACAUUGGGAGCUUUGCUGGCACUUAGUAGGAGAAGCAUGGUGGAGUCAAACUAAUUUUGAUUGUACUAUCUUGGGGAGGGUGGGGGAAACCAUGUUGGGGUUUCAGAAGGGUAUCUGUGUGAUUAUUUAAUGAAACUUGAGCCUUCCCUUUGUACAAAUGGACAAACCAAGGUCUGUGGUGAUGAUGGAGGGGGGGAGGGUUGAUGCCAUUACCCCUGCACCCACACCGGUUUAAGGCUAUGGGGGUGGCUCGCUCAGAGGGUGGAAACUUUGGGGCCACUCUAUGGUCACUCUUGUAAAUUGUCAUUCUGUGAUCUUGCUUGCAUUUAUUUAUUUAUUUAUUUUUUGUCUUUGUUUUUUUUUUGUUGUUUUUUAAAAUUCAUUUCCCAAAAAUAAGAAACUAAUUGUAAGUAUGUAUGCGCGUGAGUGCGGGUGCACUUUUUAUUUUUAAUCUUUGCAUUUUUUCAACGUGAUUGUCUGUUGUAAACAAAACUGGAUAAAGAUGAGUUUU